This is a messenger RNA of Talaromyces stipitatus ATCC 10500, 403 nucleotides long. RefSeq lists its product as uncharacterized. The record is from RefSeq and is a predicted model, not a curated record. The transcript is spliced from 2 exons. The annotation marks the transcript as partial. Lineage: Eukaryota; Fungi; Ascomycota; Eurotiomycetes; Eurotiales; Trichocomaceae.
AUGGAAAGCCGCUAUGCCAGUAUCUCCUUCGACGACUUUCAAAUAGAGAUCUCCUCUCUCGAACACACGGGCCUAGCGCAAGGGUCCCCGCUGUCCCCCAUCUUAUUUAGGUUUUUUAACUCUGACCUGGUUGACCAGCCUGUCGACUACUACGGAGGCGCGUCAGCUUUCAUCGAUAACUACUUUCGAUGGCGAGCUGGUCCCUCCGCAGAAGAUAAUGUCAGAAAGAUCCAGGAAGAGGAUAUACUGCGCAUUAAGGUGAACAUUGCCCUUGGGGGACUGAGGCAUCUCCGCCUAGAGCAGAUGCGACAACUCUACCAAGUAUGCGUAACACCAAUUGUGGAUUAUGCAUCCACCGUCUGGCACAACCCGUUGAAGGAUAAGGUCUACCUGCGGACGCUAG